UUAAGUGCCAGUGACUUGAGACCCAGAAGGAACCUCUACGUUCUAAGAAAGGUUCACAUUUGAUCCUAUUUGUAGACUGCUGUGAAGAGUGUACAAUGACCGCAUUGCCGCUCAAAAAUGUUCUCAUCACAGGAUGCUCCUCUGGAAUAGGAUUAGCCAUCGCUGUAAAGCUAGCCAAAGAUGAGCAAAGGAGAUUCAAAGUUUAUGCCACCAUGAGAAAUCUCUCAAAACAGGAUAAUCUAGUUGCAGCGGCUGAAGGAUGCAUGGGGAAAACUAUGGAGAUAAAACAGCUUGAUGUAUGCUGUGAAGAGUCUAUUAAGAACUGUGUUAGCAGCAUUCCAGACAGAAAAGUUGACAUUCUAGUAAGCAAUGCUGGAAUGGGGCUCAUAGGCCCAAUCGAAUGCCAGACUGUAGACCAAAUGAAAACCGUGAUGGAUACAAAUUUCUUUGGUUUAGUCCGUCUCUUGAAAGAGAUAUUGCCAGAUAUGAAGAAAAGAAAGAGUGGACAUAUAGUGAUUAUUAGCAGUGUUAUGGGAAUACAAGGUAUAUUGUUUAACGAUGUAUAUGCUGCCUCAAAGUUUGCUGUUGAAGGCUUUUGUGAAAGUCUAGCGAUCCAAGCCCUGAAAUUCAAAUUGCAAUUGAGUCUGAUUGAGCCUGGGCCUGUUGUCACAGAGUUUGAAAGGAAGGUUUACGAAGAUGGAUUGACAAUGGACCUUUCAGCUGCCGAUAAGGAAACCGCUGAGAUGUUCACCAAUGUGUACCUUAAAAACUACAAGUCUAUCUUCCAAAGUCUGGGUCAGACAGCUGAAGACGUUGCAGAGCACACUAUGAAGAUCAUUUUGGCAGAAAAUCCUCCUUUUCGGCACCAAACGAACACCCUGUACACGCCUAUGACAACACUAAAAUAUGCUGAUCCCAAUGGUGAUCUGCCUAUCGACACCUUCUAUAAAAUGGUUUUCCAACAUGAUAAAGUUUUUAAUGCAAGCCUUAAUUUUAUAAAACUCUUGAGAUGGAGAAGCACAAAGAGUUUUGACCUAGGCAAACCGUAGUCUUAAAAAUGGUGGGCACCAUGCAAAUACUAUACCUUGAUCACUUUCUAUGCAAAAUGUAUUAAUGUAUUUUGUGAUUAAUUAUCUCCAUAUUGCUCCAAGGGUAGCUCAUUGUACUUUAAACCCAUUAAGGAAGAUCAUUUUUAUCUGAUAUGGUGUUGAAAGAUGUUGAGAAGUGUUAUCGAAGUGUGUAGCAGAAACACACUUAAUUAAUUAUAUGAUAUAGACACCAGGUUUUUUCCAAUUUUGUCCUAGAUGUCUAUUAUUUAGUCCUCCGAUAAUUGUUUAGUUUUUUUCAAUUUUUUUCCAUUAAGGACCAUAUUUAUAACACCUUAAAGAUGAUGCCAAUCGGGUCCCUAAAAACCCUGUAUUAGUAUGGUAGCCCUGCUUAUUUUGGCUUUGUAAUUCUACAUAGCCAUGCAUUCAUUAAAUAAGUGGGAGAUUUAGUUUUCAUAAAAGCUAGCUUGUUGUGAUGUAUUAUUACAUAAUUGGUCCUUAAGGGGUUAAGCAAUAGAUUCUUUGUAGACGAAUUAGUAAAGGCUCGCAGUUCUGAUAUUGCUAUUAGUUAAUUUGUAGAUAUAGACAGACUUUUAGAAGCUGUAUUUAAGAAAUGUAUAAUGUGUUAUGCGUAUCGGAGUUUGUAUGUUGCAAUGUAUAUUGAAAUAUUUGUUGGCUUAUCUCUGUAAUUUUAUUUUAUCUGAUGUAUUUGAUAAAUAUUGCAGUAAAUAAAAAAAAGUGAAAGUGCUUAAGAAAUAGUAAUAAU
Messenger RNA from Pelobates fuscus (common spadefoot toad), 1812 nucleotides. RefSeq names its product retinol dehydrogenase 8-like. Lineage: Eukaryota; Metazoa; Chordata; Amphibia; Anura; Pelobatidae. The record is from RefSeq and is a predicted model, not a curated record. Gene Ontology annotation, biological process: estrogen biosynthetic process. The transcript is spliced from 6 exons. The coding region runs from base 96 to 1049 and encodes 317 amino acids. Gene Ontology annotation, molecular function: estradiol 17-beta-dehydrogenase [NAD(P)+] activity. Gene Ontology annotation, cellular component: cytosol; cytoplasm.